AUGGACUACACCGCCUGUCACCCAUCCGCUCUACUGUCCGGGACUCUCCGCACGUUCCAGCGAGCAGCUUGUGAUGACCAAGUCAUCAUCCUCAAGUGUUACAGAUCUUGUAGCUCCAGCUUCUAUAACUUUACCAUUAUUUAUGAUCAAAUAUUUUCUGUCACAGCUCUACUGUCCGGGACUCUCCGCACGUUCCAGCGAGCAGCUUGUGACGACCAAGUCAUCAUCCUCAAGUGUUACAGAUCUUGUAGCUCCAGCUUCUCUCUACUGUCCGGGACUCUCCGCACGUUCCAGCGAGCAGCUUGUGACGACCAAGUCAUCAUCCUCAAGUGUUACAGAUCUUGUAGCUCCAGCUUCUGUAACUUUACCAUUAUUUAUGAUCAAAUAUUUUCUGUUACAGCUCUACUGUCCGGGACUCUCCGCACGUUCCAGCGAGCAGCUUGUGACGACCAACUCUACUGUCCGGGACUCUCUGUACGUUCCAGCGAGCAGCUUGUGACGACCAAGUUAUCACCCUCAAGUGUUACAGAACUUGUAGCUCCAGGUCUGUCAUUUACCAUUAUUUAUGAUCAAAUAUUUUCUGUUACAGCUCUACUGUCCGGGACUCUCCGCACGUUCCAGCGAGCAGCUUGUGACGACCAAGUCAUCAUCCUCAAGUGUCCGGACAGCACCAGUAUCAGUGUCCAAGUCGCUCAGUACGGCAAGUCUGCAGACGCCCUCGCCGCUCUCUGCCCGGACCCCGCCAACCCUCAUCGUAACGUCGUUAACAAUACCUGCUUCUGGCCGAAUGCCCUCCAGACGGUGGUCGAGGCCUGUCAGAAGAAGCGGCAAUGCAAGUUCCAAACCUCGCCCAAGACCUUCGGUGGAGACCCUUGUCCCGGCACGCGGAAGUAUGUCGAGAUCGCCUUCAAGUGUAGACCAAACGAGUUUCGCAGCCGAGUGGCUUGUGAGAACGAGGUGCUGCAGCUAACGUGUAAUCCCAAUACUCGCCUUGCGGUGUACUCCGCGAGCUUCGGUCGUACGGAGUACGAGAGCUUCGCCUGUCCGCAGCCUCAGGGCGUCAGAGAGGAGACGUGUUUGGUGAGCUACGCGACAGAGACGGUAAUGCAGAUCUGCCACGGCAAACGCUCCUGCACUUUGUCUGCAGAUUCUGCAACCUUCGGCAACCCCUGUCACCAACAAUCCAGGAUGUACCUGAAAGUUGUAUAUACUUGCGUUCCCCGUAGCGUGCUGAGGGAACAGUACGAGGAACGCCCGGAGAAAGACGAAACACUGGAACCGGACCAGGACAUAGACACAUACGACGUGGUGGACGACGCGCUCCGGGAGGGCAGCGUGUACUCGGCCUCCCCCAACUUGGGGGGCUCUCGGACUGGGGGGGCCAACAACAUAACGGGGGGGCCUUCCGAGUCUCCCCCUAAGUACCACAUUGCAGACCCACAGCCUAGAGGGCGGUUGACGUCGUCGCUCCCCCCUCUCGUGCCCCCCCGCCAUCACACUGACCUGGUCCAGGGGGACUCUGGGCCGGAGCAAGUUACAAACUGCACAGUCACUCCGUACUACAACGAGAAAACUAGAGUCAUCGGGUUCAUAUCCGAGUGGAUCCACACUUACAAUUUCCUCUCCAAGAACAGAGAGAAACUCAUCCUGUACCUCUCUGUGAGUGUGAGUGCUGGUCUCUUGUCGCUGCUGGUCCUGGUGAUCAGCCGACUGCUGUGGCAGCGCAGAAGAAGACAUGUUGCAGCUAACACCACUCUACCCAACUACGCUGACGACUUGAGUGAGGUAGAUACGGACAUUGACCUGACUGCGCCGGCGACGAUCACCAUCCUGUCCAGCCCUCUGCCGCCCGGAGAGGUCGUCAGAUUCGGCAGCGACUGCAGCGCCCCUCGCAGUCUGAGCAGAAGCGGCAACAACCAGUACUACUACGGGUGACCAAUAGUUCCCGUGGAGCCGCUCCCGGGGACCGAGGGAGUCUACCCGGACAGUUCCAGGAGCUAUUGUUUCUAGCAGGAGACGGUGGUGUGACGUGGGUGCCGGACCGUACACUGAGUACUGAGUACUGAGUCACAGUCAGCAACACACUUUCAUCUGGCACAGUUAGCUCUUUUACAUUUCUCUUAUAUUUUGAAAUAUUUAAACGUAUAUUUUUUCAAGACAUCGUCUUAAUAUUUUUAUUAUAUUGUGUUUGUAAAAAGAAUGUUUGAUGGUAAUAUAUAUAUUAGUAUAUAUAAGUAUUACUGAACUCAGGUAUAAUAUAAGACCGUUACGAGAAUGCUUGUAUGUUAUUGGUAAUAAUCGUGAUUGUUUAGACUGUGAAGCUAUUUUAAUGGUAAACUUGUUUUAUAAACCGUUUAUUACAACAAUAUUCCAUUUAGUAGAAUCGUUCGAAUUAACAGAGGUAAUGUGAUAUGAACCAAAUUAACGGAGAAAAUAAUAAACUAUGUAAAGGAAACUACACAAAUAGGUUGACGUAAUAAUUAGUGUUAGAAAUAAAUCUGCAAAUUGUGAUCGGAGAGUAGGCUACGAUUAAAUUGUAAUCGCUGGCAUAUUGUUAUGUUACAAAUUAUCAAGUUUAUGAUAUAAUAACUAUAUUAGUAAUUUUAAGAUAUUUGUUAUAUUACAGAAACGAGAAUAAUUUGAUUAACUUUGUUAACAUUUAUUUGUAAAUAGAAUAUUAAUUUAAAAUUGAAUUCAUAUUAUCUGUUUGUGAAUAUUCUACGUAUAUUUGUUAGCUGUAUUGUUUCAAGUGAGUAACUGAAGUAGAACUGGACAUAGUUACUAACACACACAGUGCCUGAACCCUGUAUAUAUCUGACUGUAACGUUAAACUAGAAUCGAUCUUUGUAGACAUUGUACAGUGUAUUUCUGUACAGCCUGUUGUAUGUGUUUUACUAAUAAAAUAUGUUUGUAUAGAA
Molecule: messenger RNA, 2918 nt
Organism: Homalodisca vitripennis (glassy-winged sharpshooter)
Lineage: Eukaryota; Metazoa; Arthropoda; Insecta; Hemiptera; Cicadellidae
Product: protein eva-1-like
Exons: 11
Coding region: 1-1935 (644 amino acids)
Molecular function (GO): carbohydrate binding
Source: RefSeq, a predicted model, not a curated record